Molecule: messenger RNA, 675 nt
Organism: Zygosaccharomyces rouxii
Lineage: Eukaryota; Fungi; Ascomycota; Saccharomycetes; Saccharomycetales; Saccharomycetaceae
Gene: RCF2
Product: Rcf2p
Exons: 1
Coding region: 1-675 (224 amino acids)
Biological process (GO): mitochondrial respiratory chain complex IV assembly
Cellular component (GO): mitochondrial inner membrane
Source: RefSeq, a predicted model, not a curated record
AUGAAGAUUCUAUCCAAGGAAGAGAUUGAAGCCCACAAGUACCAUACAAUCGCUGGUGGUGUCAAGGGUGCUAUUGCAGGGUUUGCCAUUGCAGGUGCCGUAUGGAAGUUUGCCCCCAUCAGAUACCCCAGAUUUCAACCAAGAAGAUGGCCUUGGUCCAUCAAGACAGCUUUCUGGAUUUCACCACCAACCCUUAUGACUGCGAUCUGCGCUGAAGAAGCAUCGAAUAAAUUCGAUUCUAUGAUGUAUAGUAGUGGUGGUGAAUCUGCUGAUGCCUUGGAAGAACACAGGAAAUGGAAAGAGAUGUCAAUGAAGCAAAAAUUAGUGGAAGGUUUAUCCAAUAACAAGUACAAAAUUAUCGUUGGUGCAUGGGCAGCUUCUAUGUACGGAUCAUGGGUAGUCGUUGACAAGGAUCCUAUUAUGACCAAAGCUCAAAAGGCGGUUCAAGCAAGAAUGUACGCUCAAUUUAUCACGGUCGGUCUUUUACUAGCAUCUAUGGGGUUGAGUAUGUACGAAAGAAAAUUGCAUCCAAACAAGGAACAAGUAAGGGAGAAACAGCGCUGGGACAGACUUCUAGCCGAUGUCGAAGCCGAAGAAAAGACUUCUCACGAUGGUGUUGCGGGCUUUAGGGAUAACAGCCAAAGAGUCAACUCCAAGAUUUUCAAAUACGAGUAA